CCUCGCGGCGGCGGGCUCAUGGCGCCCAGGGUGCAUCCUCUCUUGCUGCUCUUACUCUGUACGCUGGCGGCUCCCGCCUGGCCGGGCUCCGGAUCAGAGGGCGACGGAGGGUGGCAGCGGCGCGGCCCUGGGGUGCCAGCGGCGGUGGCGGAAGAGGAGCGCUGCACCGUGGAGCGCCGGGCCGGCCUCAGCUACGCGGAGUUCGUUCAGCACUACGCCUUCUCCAGACCCGUCAUUCUGCAGGGGCUCACAGACAACUCAGUGAGUGCAGCUUCCCCUCCUGGCCAUCUCGCCAGUAUGGGGCCAAGGCCCUUAAGUCCUCUCUUCCCACCCCCGCAGAGGUUCCGGGCUCUGUGUUCCCGGGAAAGGCUGCUGGCAUCAUUUGGAGACAGUGUGGUUCGUUUAAGCACUGCCAACACCUACUCCUACCAGAAAGUGGACCUAGUCUUCCAGGAGUAUGUGGAGCAGCUGCUGCACCCCCAGGACCCCACCUCUCUGGGCAAUGACACCCUGUACUUCUUUGGGGACAACAACUUCACUGAAUGGGCAUCACUCUUUCGGCAUUACACCUCACCCCCAUUUGGUCUGCUGGGUACCACUCCUGCUUACAGCUUUGGGAUCGCAGGAACUGGCUCCGGGGUGCCCUUCCAUUGGCACGGGCCUGGGUUCUCAGAAGUGAUCUACGGACGCAAGCGCUGGUUCCUGUAUCCCCCUGAGAAGACACCUGAGUUCCACCCCAAUAAGACCACUCUGGCCUGGCUCCAGGACACCUACCCAGCCCUGACACCAUCUGCACGGCCCUUGGAAUGCACCAUCCAGGCUGGUGAGGUUCUAUAUUUCCCUGACCGAUGGUGGCAUGCCACACUCAACCUCGACACCAGUGUUUUCAUCUCUACCUUCCUCAACUAGCCAGAGCGGGCAACUGGCGAGCCCAGUCGCACACC
This is a messenger RNA of Molossus molossus (Pallas's mastiff bat), 944 nucleotides long. RefSeq names its product jumonji domain containing 8 (gene JMJD8). Lineage: Eukaryota; Metazoa; Chordata; Mammalia; Chiroptera; Molossidae. Gene Ontology annotation, cellular component: cytoplasm. The record is from RefSeq and is a predicted model, not a curated record. The transcript has 8 exons. Bases 19 to 909 code for a protein of 296 amino acids.